This is a messenger RNA of Sinocyclocheilus anshuiensis, 2336 nucleotides long. RefSeq names its product anosmin 1 (gene anos1). The transcript has 14 exons. Gene Ontology annotation, molecular function: peptidase inhibitor activity; protein binding. Gene Ontology annotation, cellular component: cell surface; extracellular region. The coding region runs from base 49 to 2025 and encodes 658 amino acids. Lineage: Eukaryota; Metazoa; Chordata; Actinopteri; Cypriniformes; Cyprinidae. The record is from RefSeq and is a predicted model, not a curated record. Gene Ontology annotation, biological process: neuron differentiation.
CUUCAGUCACACUCACUCUCGCUGCAGCUGCAGACGACCAGCUCCGCGAUGCUCGCGUUCAUGUGGAUUACAGGGCUGCUGUGGAGCGCCGCGGGCGCUGACGCGAGGAAACCCGGCGACGAGUUCUUCAGCGCGAGCGUUUAUCGCGCGAGGUGCGCGUCGCGAUGCCUCAGCCUGCACAUCACGCGCAUUUCUGCCGCUUUCAAACAUUUCCAGAGCAAUGGAUCAUUGGUUUGGUGUCAGAAUCACAAGCAGUGCUUAAAGUGUCUGGAGCCAUGCAGGGCAUCAUGGGACCUGAAGGAGAACCAGUGUCAGGACUUGUGUGAGACUCAGUUCCCGAAGAAGCAUUACGAGUGUUUGACGAGCUGCGAGUUCCUGAGCUCCGUUCAGACGCUGAAGCCGGGGGACUGUCCUGCGCCGGAGCGAGCGAGCGGAUUCGCCGCCGCAUGCGUGGAGAGCUGCGAAACAGAUGCCGAGUGCACGGCGCUGAAGAAGUGCUGUCCGAACGGAUGCGGACACACCUGCCAGAUCCCCAAGAACCCCUAUAAAGGAUCUCCUCUGAAGCCGCGGAAGGAGCUGCUGUUUGUGGAGCAGGCGUCAGGACUGCUGGAGGUCCGCUGGUCGUCCCGCUUUAACGUCUCGGUGGAGCCGGUGCUUUACGUGCUGCAGCGCCGCUGGAACUUGGGCAUCCAUCCCAGCGAAGACGACGCUACGCCGUGGCAGGACAUCGCACAGGUUGCUGUAGAGCGUGCGCUGCUGAGCGACGUGCGGCCGAGCAGGUGGUAUCAGUUCCGCGUGGCAGCGGUGAACGUUCACGGCACGCGCGGCUUCACGGCUCCCAGCAAACACUUCCGCUCUUCCAGAGACCCGUCUCCUCCUCCAGCCCCGUCUGGACUGAGCGUGUCUAACAUCACGGUGGGACCCGACGGUCUGCUGACGGUCCGGAUCAGCUGGACUCUCCCCGCAGAGCCUGAUCUCCCCGUCCAUCACUACAAGAUCUACUGGAGCUGGACGAUCCCGGGGAAAUCACUCGUCCCGUCCCGGAGGAAGAGGAGGAAGACCAGCGACGGGGCCAGAAGCUCGGUGGAUCUGGAAGGUCUUCAGGUCAACAGCAGCUACAGUGUGGAGGUCCAGGCCGUCUCAUACUGGGGUCAGAUCCGACUGAAGAGCAGCAAAGCCUCCGUCCAGUUCAACACACAACUCCACAACCAGACAAAGGCCGUAUCUAAGCUGAGGAGACUGGAGGCUCCUGAUCUGGGUUUGGUGUCGAUGAAGAGAGCUGCCGGAGCUCUGGAGGUCGGCACACCGUAUUACCAGGACGCACAGCUACAGGUCCGCAUCUACUGGAAGAAGAGAGGAGACGCUGCUGUGAACCGCUAUCACGUUCAGUGGAUGCCUGAAUACUGCAGCCACAACCGAAGCGGAGCGCCGCAGAAAUCACUGACUCAGGAGAACUUCAUCAAUCUCCCCGGUCUGCUGUUCUCCUGUAAGUACAGAGUCACCGUUCACAUGCUCAGCGCUAAAGGACGCUCCAAAGACGAGAGCAUCAGCUUCCUGACGCCGUCCUGCGCGACUCUCCAGAGCAAGAGCAUCAAACCCAUCGCCUGUCCCGGAGACACACCGCUGGCGAAGGUUUUGGUGAAGCCUGAGAAUCUGACGGCGUCCUUCAGCUUCUGCGACGGUAACGUGACGGCUCGUUUCCUCUGGAGGGUGUCGCGUUCGCAGCCGCUUCAGCCCAUCACGGGUUUCCAGGUCACGUGGGCGGAGGUUUCUAGUGCGAGCCGUCCGAACAGCCUUCCCAACAGCAUCAUUUCCCAGUCUCAGAUCCUGCCACCUGAUCGUAACCUUCUGGUCGUGUCCAACCUCCAGCCGGCCACUUUCUACAGGUUAGAGGUUCAGGUGAUCACCGCGGCGGGAGAAGGACCUGCGACAAAGAAGAUCUUCCAGACGCCGCUUCAGCAAAAAGCUCGUCUUCAUCAUCAUCAGCAGCAGCAGCAUCAGAAGUCUUCAGCUGAGAAACACUGAAACGGUCAGAAGACGCAACGCAGCGUGCAGCUAAUCGCAGCUUUCGACAGACCCGAAACCACAGAUAUUCAGCAUCUGCUCUGAACACCUCACCCUCAUUCUCUCUCUCAAGCUCUGCGGUUUUCAUUGCAAUGACUUUGAUUUUGAAAUAACCCUGAACUCUCGAGCAACAGCAAUGUUUUAUGUGUGAAUUUACACCAUUUAAGAAAGUUAAUGUCAACGGGUGAGGUAAAUCUUGGCAAUUCCGUCAUACUACAGCUGAGGUUAAAAGUUUACAUCCCCCUUUCAGAAUCUGCAAAAUGUUAAUUAUU